UUUCCUGCUAAUGAAGGCCCUGAGAAGAAGCAAUAAUGGCCCCUCUAAGUUCCUGCUUACCCAUAUGAGAGACCUGGAUUGAGUUCCUGGCUCCUGGCUUUGGCUCCAGCCAUUGCAAGAAUUUGGGAAGUGAACCAGGUAAUGGGAGUGCACUCUGUCGAUUUGUUUCUAAAAUAAAUAAGUAAAUAAAUACUACUUUUGAAAUUGUAAAAAUCCAAGGAGUAUGGUAGUAGAAAAAGGACAUACAUAAAUACAUGGAUGGAAAAUGGGGAGCAUCAGAUACAUGUUCUCACAUGUGACGAUAUGGUUAGAUGAUGUGAUAAAGAUACAAAAAUAAUUCAGUGAAAAAAAGAUAAACCUUGAAUAAUACUGGAAAAUUGUAUGUUUAUUUCCAAAAUAAUGGAUUUUAAUGUAUUCUGCACACAAUUUACAAAAACUCAGUAUGGAUUAUAGGCUUAAAUAUAAAACUUCUAGAAGAAAACAUGGAAAAAGUCUUUGUGAUUCUUGGUUACUCAAAGAUCCCUUAACUUCAGAGUCAAAAGCAGCACUAUCCAUUAAAAAUACCAUGCAAAUUAGACUGUUAGAACUAGAAUCUUCUGUUUGAAAAAUAGUUUCAAGAGAAUGAAAAGAUAGGCCACAAAUGGGGAGAAAAUGUCUGCUAAGCACAUGCUGUUACAGGGCUUGUAUCUAGAAUAUAAAAAGGAAAAUUUAAAACUCAGUGAAAAAACCCAUUGUGAAGCAAAAUGUUUUGAAGAAACACUUUUCCAAAGAAGACAUCCAGAUGGGAAAUGAGAGUAUGAAAAAAAUGCCCACCAUAUUAGUAAUUAGGGAAAAGAAAAUUAAAACUGCAAUGCAAUACUAAACAAUUAUUAGAAUGUCUAAAAAUAAAAAGAACUAACCCUGUGCAGGGAAUUGGUGAAGGCCCGAGAUAAGAAGUCUCAUGCUGUACUGGUAGGAAUUCAGAAUGCAACAGCUACUUUCAAGCAGGGAUUUGGAAUUUCACUUAAAUAAAUGGAAGUUUUUUUUAUUUGAAAGGAAGAGAGGGAGAGAGACAGAGACAGACAGGCAGAUCUCCGAUUUGCUGGUUCACUUCCCAAAUGCUCAGAGCAUCCAGGGGUGGGCUAGGCAAACGGCAGAAGACAGAAGCUGGUAAAUCAAUGCUUGGUCUCACGUGGAUGACAGGAUAGAAUUUGACCUAUCAAAUUCUGCCUCCCAGGAUGUGCCUUAAUAGGACACUAGAAUGGACUUGAAUCCAGGCACUCUGAUAUGGGAUGUGAGCAUUAUGAGCAGUGGCUUAACCACUGCACAAAAAGCCUGCCCUAGACUGAAAAUUUGCUAUAAAGGUAAACAAACAUUAAUCAUACACCCCAGAAAUUCUUCUCCUAUGUACUUACUCAAAAAAUGUAAAUAUGUUUAUACACAAGUACAAAAAAGCCUGUGUGUUAAUGUUUAUGGUAGCUUUAUUCAUAAUAGUCAAAACAAGUAAACAGUGCAAAUGACCUUUGACCUGUAAAUUGAUAAAUGAUGGCAUAUUUACACAAUGGAAUCCUACUCUGCACUCUAAAGGAAUGAACUAUGGAUAUGCAAAAACAUACAUUAUAGUAAGUAAAAUAAUAAAAAUUCAAAGGGUUACAUACUGUAUGACUUCUUUCUGGAAAGGAUGAAUCUAUGAAGACAGAAAAAAGUCAAUUAUUGGCUAGGUAUUGAGAAUGGGGUAAGAGUUAACACACAGAAGCAUAUGGCAAUAUUUGAGGGUGGUUAUUCAAUUAUAUGUAGUCAACAAAACAUAAGGGGCCUGAGUAUUCUCAAAAGGAGAAAUAGAAAUUGCCAAGAGAUAUAUGAAAAAAUGCUAUAUAUCACUAGCUAUAAAUGGAAAUACAAAUUAAAACAGCUUUAUCAAUUCGCCCUUGUUAGAAUGGCUAUUAUCAAGAAAAGUUACAAAUGCAAUCAAGAAUGUGAAUUCUUGUUAUACACUGUUGGUGGAAAUGUAAAUUAGUACAGUCUCAAUGGAAAAUAUAGGAAUUUAUUUUUUAAAGGAUUUAUUGAAAGUUAUUUUAUUUAGUUAUUUUACUUAUUUCAAAGUCAGUUUACUUGAAAGUCAGAAAAGGAGAGGCAGAGAGGGAGACAGAGGUCUUCCAUCUGCUGGUUCACUCCCCAGAUGGCCACAAGAGCUGGGACUGUGCCUGACACCAGGAGCCAGGAGCUUCUUUUGGGUCUUCCCCGCGGGUGUAGGGGCUCAAGGACUUGGGCCAUCUUCUACCGCUUUCCUAGGCCAUAGUAGAGAGCUGCAUGAGAAGUGGAACAGCUGGGACUCGAACUGGUGCCCAUAUGGGAUGCCGGCACUGCAGGAGGCGACUUUACCCACUGUGCCACAGCGCUGGCCCUGUGAAUUUCUUUAUAAACUAGAAAUACAACUAGCAUGUGAUCCAACAAUCCCAUUACUGAGUAAAUAUACAAGUCAUGAACUCUUUGUAUCAAAGAUACCUGCAGUGUUCAAAAUAGCCAUGAUGUCCAUGAUCAGAUGAACGGAUAAAGAAAAUGUGUAAAUACACAAUGCAACACUACUCAGCCUUACAAAGAAUAAAAUGUUGACAUUUGCAGCAAAAUAGACAGAAACAGAAGAUAUCAUGUCAAGUGAAAUAAGUCAGAAACACAAACAAAUACUACAUGUUGUCCCUCAUUCAUUGGAGCUAAAAAGAAGAAAACACAAUCUGAGCACAGAAUCUUGAUUGCUACCAGCUGAAAGGGAUAGGAAUGAUGGAAGGGGUUUGAAUUAAGAAAAAUAUAGGGAAAGCUGGAUGUAGUUUAUGGGUUCUGGCAAAUAUUAGAAACAUACCAGGGGACUCCAAUUUAAUCCCAUCAAGGUGGCAUGUACCAAUGCCAUCUCACUAGUCCAAGUGAUCAUUUUCAGUUCACAAUCGAUCAUAAUGAAAGGACUAAGAGUCAAAGGGAACACAUAAACAAGUCUAGUACCUGCUAAUAAUAACUGAUAGAAUAAAUAAAGGGGAGAGUGAUCCAACAUGGGAAGCGAGAUAAUCAGCAGACUCAUAGAAUGGCGGAUGUCCUAAACAGCACUGUGGCCUCAGAAUCAGCCCUAAAGGCAUUCCAAUCUGGCUGAAAAGCCCAUGAGAGUAUUUCAGGCAUGGAAAGCCAAGACACUCUGGCAAAAAAAAAAAAAAAAAAAAAAAAAAACUAAAUGAAAGAUCUCUGAGUGAGAUCCCAGUGGAAAGAACAGGUCUUCAAAGAAGGAGGUACCUUUCUCUGAAGGGAGGAGAGAACCUCCACUUUGACUAUGACCUUGUCUAAACAAGAUAAGAGUCGGAGAACUCAAGGGGCUUCCAUAGCCUUGGAAACUCAUGACUGGUGCAUAGGGUGAUUACUGAUGCCAUAAACUGGAGUGUCAAUUUGUGAAGUCAACAACAGGAGUCACUGUGCACUUACUCCUCAUGUAGGAUCUCUGUCCUUAAUGUGCUGUACAUUGAGACUUAAUGCUAUAAUGAGUACUCAAACAGUAUAUUUCACUUUGUGUUUCUAUGGGGGUGCAAACGGUUGAAAUCUUUACUUAAUGUAUACUAAACUGAUCUUCUGUUAAAAAAAAAAAAAAAAAGAAAUUAUCAAUUCCCAAGUUGACUCUCACUGGGAUUAAACAUGACAAUAGGUCUGAUCUGAUUUCAUCAUCAUUUAAAAAAUCAUCUAUUAUUUUUCACUUUAUGUUUCUGUGUGGGAGCAAACUGUUGAAAUCUUUACUUAAUGUAUGCUAAACUGAUCUUCUGUAUAUAAAGAGAAUCGAAAAUGAAAAAAAAAUAAAAUUUUAAUAAUAGGGAAACUGGGUGUAGAAAAAAUAGGAACUCUGAACAAUUACAUAAUUUUUAUAAGUGUAAAACUAUUCUAAAAUAAAGAGUUAUACUUAAUGGCCAGCACUGUAGUGUAGUAGGCAAAGCUGCUGCCUGCAGUGCUGGCAGCCCAUAUGUGCGCCGGUUCGUAUCCCGACUGCUCUACUUCCCAUCCAGCUCUCUGCUGUGGCCUAGUAAAGCAGUAGAGGAUGGCCCAAGUCCUUGGGCCCCUGCACUCGCAUGGGAGACCAGAGAAAGCUCCUGGCUCCUGGCUUCGGAUCCACUCAGCUACUGCCAUUGCAGUGGAUGGAAGUGCGCUCUCUCGCUCUUUCUCUCAUGCUCGCUCGCUCUAACUCUGCCUUUGAAAUAAAUAAAUCUUUUUUUAUAAAGUUAUUUUUAAUGUAAUUUCUAAGUUUGAUUACACAAGAGACCAUUUCGCUUUUUACUAAAUACACACUGAAGAGCAAGUGAUAUAGCAAAUUAAAUUAUUAAGAAUAAGUUACUCUUGGGUGAGCAUUACUGGAUAGUCACACUAUUGUUACAUUUGUAAUUUCUCCAAAUUUGAAACAGUUCAAAAUAAAGCAUAAAAACAUGAUUUAGAAAAAAGGAAGUGAAUUUAACAUCAUGUAAAUCACACUGCAAAACAAUAAAAAUUUUAAAUAAGGGUACUUUUAUUGUGCCCCAUGCUAGAAGUGAAAUUAGUUCCUAUGAUCAAGGAACGAAAACACCAACAUCCCUGAGCUUUAAGUUGUGAAGAUGCUAUGCAUAAACUUCCCUGUUGUUACCAAUUAUUUCUCAAAUGCAGUGGUAGUAUUUUGGACUAUCAUACUUUUAUCACUUGGUUUCUAGACCCACAAAUUCUACCUAAUUGGAUUUGCAGCACUAUGCAGAGAUUGCAUCUGAGAUGAACCUUGGAGGAGCCAGGUGUAACAGGCUUACACAGUGAGAAGAUUUCCAGACCUGACAACUUACAACAGCCCAAACUUUGAGGGAAGAAAAAUGCACAAAUAUUCUUCAGUCUGUUUCAUUGGAGCAUCAAAGCCUUGAAAUCAAAAAUAAAGAAUCAAAGAGCAGAGCUGUUGAGGAACAAAAACAUAAAUCAGAUACCUAAAACAGCUCUGUAUGGACCAGGCCAAAACUGGGAACCAGGAACUCAAAUCUGGGUCUCUCUUGGGAAGCAAGAACCCAACUAGUCGGGCCAUCACCUAUUGCCUUCCAGGUGCAGAAUUUCAGAGUGGACUAUCAAGUCUUUAGUGUGAAGAUACGUCUAUAUUAAACCAGAAAUCAUUGGCCAAUAGUAGUUCAACAAGAAUAUUUGGAAAAUUACACAUCUGUGAAAGUCAAUCAUGGAAAUCAAAGAGGAAGGAACGUCAGAAGAAGGCCAGCACUUCCUUCCAGCACAGGCAAAUGAUACCGGGGACUUUCAGUUCACCAGCAUUCCGAAGACUCCAAAUGAGCCACAGUUGGAAUUCAUCCUUGCAUGCAAGGAUCUUGUGGCUCCUGUCCGUGAUCGGAAACUGAAUACAGUGGUGCAGAUCUCAGUAAUCCACCCUGCUGAGCAGAGUCUGACAAGAUACGCCAGCACUGAAAUUGUGGAGGGAACAAGAGACCCACUGUUUCUGACGGGUGUCACAUUCCCAUCUGAGUAUCCCAUCUAUGAAGAGACCAAAAUAAAACUAACAGUCUAUGAUGUCAAGGAUAAGUCUCAUGACACUAGGCAGAUAUUCAAACCAAUACUUACUUGGUUUUCUUCAACCUUCAAUUUGUGUGUCAGCCAUCAUGCAAGGCUUCAAGUACUUCAUAAAGAUAAGGACUGUCCUUUUCCUCCAGAGCACUGGCCAAAAAAUAAUCAGGUCCGAACCUGUGUCCUCCCUGAACACAAGGACCCCCCUCCAGAAGUUGGGCGAAGCUUCUUGGGCUAUGCCAGUUUUAAAGUCGGGGAGCUAUUGAAGUCAAAGGAGCAACUGCUGUCCCUGAGCCUGAGAACUUCAGAUGGUGGCAAAGUGGUUGGCACCAUAGAAGUCAGUGUUGUGAAGAUGGGGGAGAUUGAGGAUGGGGAAGCCGACCACAUCACAACAGAUGUGCAGGGACAAAAGUGUGCACUAGUAUGGGAAUGUACAGCCCCAGAAAGCGUGAGCAGGAAAGAUAACUUACCUUUUUUGAAUACAGUAUUAAGGAACCCAGUAUGUAAAUUAUAUAGAUUUCCUACAUCUGACAAUAAGUGGAUGAGAAUCCGGGAGCAAAUGUCAGAGAGCAUACUUUCUUUUCAUAUUCCUAAGGAAUUGAUUUCCCUUCACAUAAAAGAAGAUCUGUGUAGAAACCAGGAGCUAAAAGAACUUGGUGAACUUUCCCCACACUGGGACAAUCUACGAAAAAAUGUCCUUACUCACUGUGAUCAAAUGGUGAACAUGUAUCAAGACAUUUUGACGGAACUUAGCAGGGAAACAGGGUCUUCUUUUAAAUCAAGCAGCAGCAAAGGAGAGAAAACAUUAGAAUUUGUUCCAGUAAAUCUGCAUUUGCAAAGAAUGCAUGUACACAGCCCUCACCUGAAAGAUGCUCUCUACGAUGUCAUCACUGUUGGAGCCCCAGCUGCCCAUUUUCAGGGAUUUAAGAAUGGUGGUCUUCGGAAGCUACUCCAUCGAUUUGAAACAGAAAGAAGAAAUACUGGAUAUCAGUUUAUUUACUACUCUCCUGAAAACACAGCCAAAGCAAAGGAAGUUCUCAGCAACAUCAAUCAGCUGCAACCUCUUAUAGCAACCCAUGCAGACCUACUGCUUAAUUCUGCGAGCCAGCAUUCUCCAGACAGCUUGAAGAAUUCUUUAAAGAUGCUUUCAGAAAAAACAGAGCUUUUUGUACACGCCUUCAAGGAUCAGCUGGUCAGGAGUGCUCUUUUAGCACUCUACACGGCACGACCAGGAGGCAUCCUUAAGAAACCCCCCUCUCCUAAGAGCACAGCGGAGAGCAGCCCCCAGGAGCAGCCCCAAGCUGUGAAAAGGCAGGAUUCCAUACCACAUCAUUCGGACUAUGAUGAGGAAGAGUGGGACAGGGUGUGGGCCAAUGUGGGGAAGAGCCUGAACUGCGUAAUAGCUAUGGUGGAUAAAUUGAUUGAAAGAGAUGGUGGCAGUGAAGGCAGCGCUGGCAGCAAAGAGGGAGAAAAGGACGCGUCACUAGAAGACUCCAUCACAUCUCAUCCAAGGGAGGACUGGUAUGAACAGUUGUACCCCCUGAUCCUCACCCUGAAGGACUGCAUGGGAGAAGUGGUGAACCGAGCCAAACAGUCCCUGACAUUUGUGCUGCUCCAGGAACUUGCAUACAGCUUGCCCCAGUGUCUGAUGCUGACGCUAAGAAGAGACAUCGUCUUCAGCCAAGCACUUGCUGGAUUGGUUUGUGGUUUUAUCAUCAAAUUGCAUUCAAGUUUAAAUGACCCUGGAUUCCUGCAGCAGCUUUAUACAGUGGGGUUGAUAGUACAAUAUGAAGGAUUGCUGAGUACCUACAGUGAUGAAAUUGGAAUGCUAGAGGACAUGGCUGUUGGCAUUUCAGAUUUAAAGAAAGUAGCUUUUAAAAUCAUUGAAGCCAAAACCAAUGAUGUCUUGCCAGUCAUAACAGGAAGACGUGAACAUUAUGUGGUAGAAGUCAAGCUUCCGGCCAUGAUGUUUGAGUCGCUACCUCAACAGAUUAAAGAAGGGCAACUGCUUCAUGUGCACCCAGUUCUUUUUAAUGUUGGAAUCAAUGAGCAGCAAACUCUUGCUGAGAGAUUUGGAGAUGUCUCUUUGCAAGAAAAUAUUAAUCAGGAAAAUUUUGAACUUCUAAAAGAAUAUUAUAAAACAUUUAUGGAAAAGAUGCCUCCUGAUUACAUUUCACAAUUUCAAGAACAGCAUGAUGUUAAAGGAUUACUAGAUAAUCUUCAUCAAAAUAUACAAGCCAAAAAAAGAAAGAAUGUGGAAAUCAUGUGGUUGGCUGCAACGAUUUGUCGCAAGCUAAACGGUAUUCGUUUCACCUGUUGUAAAAGUGCCAAAGACAGGACGUCGAUGUCAGUGACCCUGGAACAGUGCACGAUCCUGAGGGAUGAGCACCAGUUACACAAGGACUUCUUUAUCCGGGCCCUGGACUGUAUGAGAAGCAGACAAACCCAGGGAGCACUGAGUGAAUCCGAUGAUCCUGAGACAGGCUGUCUAACUGACAACAAGCCAACUUCUCGACACUUCUACCCUGUCGCCUUGCUGCUUGUCAGCUCGCACCUGCUAGUUGUGUGGCUCAUUUUAAGUCUUGCAUUACUAUUAGCCAAAUACCAAUAAGUUUUAUGUUGUACUUCUUUCUUUUCUACAAAUGAAAAUGGACUUUAAAUUAUGGGGACAAUGCUGUAAUAUUUCUACAUUUUCAGGUUCACAGAAUUUAAAACAAUGUUUGAAUUGUAAGUGUCUUUGGUUUUCCUAAAAUUUAAGAAACAAAAAGUACUAUGCAUUAAGUGAAUUAUUUUGCUCUUUUGUUCAUGGAAAAGUGUUUCCCACUGUUCACUUGCUCAAUAAUUUUUAAAUUAUUGUCUUUGGAAAAAAGACAAAGAACAGAAUCCUGAAAGCUUGAAGUUCUGAACCUCCACUUCUUCUCCCCAUGAAAUUGAUUAAGGAAAUUUAGACCGAAUUUGCACAACACUCUGAAAUCCUGAGACAAGUCCUAGAGAUGUGGGAGGUUACAGACUUUAUUUUCACUGUGCCAACAUCGUAGUUGUCAUCAGCUGAUAGAAACUUCUGUUUGGUUUUCUAAUCUGUUUCAUUUCUUUGCUGCAAUUAACCUUUUAUGUCAAGUAACUUUAUGACAAGAAUGGCUAUUUAUGUUUUGUAAUUAAAUUAACCUGUUUGUAACUAUUGUUUGGGUUGAUUUGGCUUUCAGAGUACUUUUCUAUUCUUUUUAACAAAGUCUUGUUUGUGUCUUGAUGCACCACUUUUAGCACCUGUGACUUUUGUACUGUCUGUGGAGAAGCACUCUUCCCUUACAAAACUGAGACUUGGAACAGGCUGUUCGGAAAGCCAUUUUCUCUCUUCAUUGCACAGCUAAAAUAAUGAAAUAAAAUAGAAAUGAAACUUUCCUUUAAAAAUCUAUAGGGCCAGACUUAAUCAAUUAAAUGCCUUAUUCCUAGAACCUGCAUCCUUAGGGCUACAUAUAGAUUUUAAUGUGUUUUAAAGAGAGUGAGAAAUUAAUUUAUGGAAAAGUUAUAAAAUGGCAGAUAUAUUUAUGAAACUGAAGUGAAGCUGUAUUGUGGAUCAAAUUAUAUUUAAAGAGUUUAUUAAACUUUAAAUAUAUGUUAAGAGCAAAGAGACUUUAAUCAUCUCUUUCCGAAGGCAAUAAUGGUAUUGGGCCUGGCCUAGGAUUUAAUUUUGUAAGAUGUAUCAUCACUUGUGAAAAAAAAAUGUAGAGUUGACUCUUUGUUAUUUUUACCUGGACUGUUGACACAACUCUGCAUUGAACA
This is a messenger RNA of Oryctolagus cuniculus (rabbit), 9297 nucleotides long. NCBI's taxonomy places the organism in Eukaryota, Metazoa, Chordata, Mammalia, Lagomorpha, Leporidae. The record is from RefSeq and is a predicted model, not a curated record.